Baudoinia panamericana UAMH 10762 is the source of this 369-nucleotide messenger RNA. RefSeq lists its product as uncharacterized. The transcript has a single exon. Lineage: Eukaryota; Fungi; Ascomycota; Dothideomycetes; Mycosphaerellales; Teratosphaeriaceae. Bases 1 to 369 code for a protein of 122 amino acids. The record is from RefSeq and is a predicted model, not a curated record.
AUGAAAGGGGAGCUCGUUGAACUGGAGGAUAAGACAACCAAAAGACAAACUGAAACCACACCAUCCAACGCUCUACACACAAGCUCUUCUCGUCGUGGCCGACCAGCGAAGCAUCUCGGCUCCUCGGCUAAGCGAACCAAACGCAAGAAUCAAUCCCACAAACUGAAAGCCCGGAAGCCGAUGGGUCCCCGGAAGCAAAUAACGCCUACAACUAAGAAGGACCUGCUCAAGGAGCGGGCGUAUGGGAGAUACGCGAGGAAGCGUACGAGAGAGCAGCAGGAGCAGGCCGUCUUGCGGAAGGUGGAGACAUACUUUAGGGUCCUGAGGGAUGGGAAGAAAUACCGGAGCUUGGGAGGGGUGAGGAGGUAG